Molecule: messenger RNA, 3878 nt
Organism: Cladophialophora immunda
Lineage: Eukaryota; Fungi; Ascomycota; Eurotiomycetes; Chaetothyriales; Herpotrichiellaceae
Product: transcriptional activator hap2
Exons: 3
Coding region: 1509-2429 (306 amino acids)
Biological process (GO): regulation of transcription by RNA polymerase II
Cellular component (GO): CCAAT-binding factor complex
Molecular function (GO): RNA polymerase II cis-regulatory region sequence-specific DNA binding; DNA-binding transcription factor activity, RNA polymerase II-specific
Source: RefSeq, a predicted model, not a curated record
CACCCACCCCCCAGUCACCCAGCCAGCUCUGCAAUCUGCAAGCCCACCCGCUACUGCCAUUACUCACCGCGGUAGACCACCCGCCCUCACCGCUGGCAAUCUGUCUAUCACAACACACGCAAAUUGACUGCCACACAUCACCGAUUUGACGGACCGACCGCCAGUUCCGUGUCCCAAAAAGCCAUCCUCCACCGCUGUACUUCCGCUACCGCCCAUUGACAGCGCUUCCCACCCAACCGCACAUUAUUUGGCAAAACUUCACGUCACUGUCGCCCUGUAAAAUCGCGACUGGAUCAACUUCCGAUCUUGCUUGUUGCCUGUCGCCUCUUGGAUCAAGAACGCGUUGGUGACCAGCUUCAUCGUUGUCGCGGGCGCAGAAAAAGUGCCAUUGCGACCUCAGCGCCAACUAGAUUUGUAAACCCGACCAGCUUCAUUUUGUGGGCAGCAAUUGCGUCGGCUGUCGCAUCACUUGGGCACGACCCGUGGUUGUUCCGAGACGAGAACCAAAUCCCACAAAAUUCUUCCCCCCUCUCCAAAAAGACCAGAAAUUUCAUCAUCUACAAGAAUAGAUACUGGCUGCCCGUCUCCGGGUUUGCGUGUUGACUGUGGGACGGAACUAAAAGUGCGUAGUCUGGCAAUCGAAUCGCAGCUUACCUUCCUUCCGCGCCCUCGAAUCAUUCCUCUCAGACGCCCGCAAUCCAAACAAAUCCAUUCCAGCCUGCGGCGCGUCGCAUCAGAGCUUCGGGAAAGCUGGAGCAGCGCCAGCAAGCGGCGACGACAAGUAACGACAGCAACGUCGGCCGGUGGAGAAGGCAGGGAAAAGAGCUGGAAAACAGAGCCCGCUGCGUGACGUCGAAGUCAGGCAUCCUCAUCCCGCGCCACACUCUGCUCCCCUCGAGAGCAGAAGUGACAACUCAUCAAAGCGCUAGACCCCAGCUUCUCCUGCAAAGAAGCCCAAUCUGAGGCGAACUCAGCCCGGGUGUCGACGGUUGCAGCAACAUCCCGGACCCUAUCUCGCCUCAUUUGUUGACUUGUCUUUGUCAAUAUAGUGAGUGGACCGCUGGGUUUGACUCCUUCGACACUUUCAGACCAAGUCUGCUCCUCAUCUGCUCUGCCACCGACCAAGGUCAGUAUUGGUGCUCUGCCGGCGAUCCAGUGACCGCCGUGAGCUGCGCUAGCAACUAACGCAAGGGACCAGGCUCCAACCUGCCGCUGUUAGACCCUCCUAUCAGAGUGUCGAGGCGCCGUGGUUGCAACAUUUCAAGGCACAACAGCCCCCCGAGAGCGCGUCUCAGCUAUUCGACCAUCACCUUUUGCGGCCUUGCUCGACCUCUUAACUGCCCAGCUUAGCCUCCGGAGACCUGCGUCUUUCCGUACGCGCGACAGCUGAGGCGAACCAGCAAGUCCAUCUCUGCGGGCCGAGAACCUUCUCUUUUCUCUGCAGCCCCGAAUCCAUUAUCAGCACUGAGCCAGACGUUCGACCUUUGUAGUGGAAGGCGUCCUUCGUGAUGGAAUACCCUCCUCAGUACCAGCAACACGCCCAACACCCCCAUAUGCAGGGAGGUUACCAGACAUCGCCUCAGAGUGCCGGUCCCGGUGCCCUCCAGUCGCCAUCCGGCCCUCAAUCGCAUAUGCAACAACCCCAUCCCAAUCAAGCCUCUCCCAUUCUCCCGUCCCAGACCCAGAAUCACUAUCAACCUCAGUCGGCCGGCGGUGUCCAUCAGUCCAUCGCUUAUCCGCAAUAUGGUGUUGGUACGGGGAUGACACAAGGCUAUGGCAUAUCGCCGACUCAGGCUGCGGCCAUGGCUACUGCGGCGGCAUCAGGACAAAUGCCGCCCCUACCAUCCACUGUGAGCAUGCCCCAAGCAGGACAGAUGAAUCAACAGAGACGCAUGAGCCAGCACAUCACGAGUCCUCACGGCCAAGUCUCCCAGCCUGUCCUGAACCAUAACAUGCCUCGACAGUCUGUGCCCCCGACAAUGCCUCCUCCUCAGCAACCUGUACAACCACCACAGGAAGAGAUUGUAGCGGGAAGCGCCGAGGAAUCUCCAUUGUAUGUCAAUGCGAAGCAAUUCCAUCGCAUUCUGAAACGCCGUGUUGCUCGACAGAAGCUCGAAGAGCAGCUGAGGCUCACCUCCAAGGGACGAAAGCCGUAUCUUCAUGAGUCGAGGCACAAUCACGCGAUGCGCCGACCUCGUGGUCCAGGAGGUCGGUUCUUGACUGCCGACGAGGUUGCGGCGUUGGAGAAGAAUCAAGGUGAGGGCACCGAGAACGGUACGCCCGCGACCAAGAAAGCCGACAACGUGUCCUCGGGCACUAAGAGAAAGGCCGGCCCUGCCGACAACGAAACCCCUGUCAAGAGAUCCAAACUCGCCAGCGAAAGUGCAGAAGAAGAGGAUGACGAUGAUGGUGAGGAAGACACGGGCUGAGCCUGUUGUCUUUCGACAGCCACAUUGGACAUUCUUUUCCAUCUCUUUCCUUUGUUGUGCAUAUCAAGGGGGGGCCUGCCACUUUAGCAAGCGUUGUUUCGUCUGAGGAUGGGAGAGAAGCAUCGUUCUCGGUGGGAGGUCUUUUGAAUUUCAAUGACUUGCUGGUCUCGCAGGGAUAAUCCGUUGAUCACCCUUACUUUUCCUUUGUCCACCAAUAUCAAACAUUACAGAGAGUACGGGCUCACGCCAGGACACGCCAAACUUAUCGUCACAAGCUGACGAACUUGCAUUUCCAAUCUGCCUCCAACGCGAUGGGUUGGCGGCAACACUACCGUCUUCUUGUCCACACCAACAACAACCAAAACCCGACUGCCGCGACGACCAGCCGUCUACUGCAAGAUACCCGCAUCAUCUUCGACCUAACGCCUGUCGCUUCCGAAUGCAAUUUGCUUUCCACUUUCGGUUUACCAUCCGAAACUUUCCUUUUGCUAUACAUCCAUGGACAGACUCGGGCGUCGGAAGUAAUGUACCUGGAAUCGACUUUGGAAUGACGACGAGAAGAGGUGGCGGCAGUCUUUGUGUUCCUUGCAGGACGACUCGAGUGCUUGCACCGACCACAGCUAUGCAAGGGACACAGACAGUCCUACCGGAACUCAAAGCUGGGGAUUCUAGAAACAAGGACUCACCUCACCGUGAAAAGGGACAAGGCAGAUAAGCGACACAAUAUGGGAAAUCGGAGGGUAUUUGAGCCUUUUUUGCACUGCGAAAACCGGAUGGGAGGAUACAUUGGGCAAAGGAGAACGACCGAAGUGCACGCGCACGACCAAUGGACGGCAUCAUUUUCUUUCUCUCCUUCGACCACAGGUUCGUGUUCAUCGACUGAGCAGAACCUCUUUUUCAGUAUCGACAAUCCUUUUAUUACUUCUCUCACCCAUCACCAUUGACGAUCGUUGAACGAAACCGCCUGACGAAUCUCCUUGUGCGAAUCUGUGUUUGCGUGUUUCCGAAAUGUAUUUUGAACAGAUUGCCUCUGCAUGCUUGGUUGGUGGAACUCACAGGGACGGGACUUGGGGACAAAGGAAGGUGGGAUGAGGAGCAUUACAACAGGGCUGGAACACCUGGGCUAUGAGGUGUGACGAAUGACUAGGCUGGGCUUGGUUGAGGUAGCAAAGAAUGCUGCCUGGUGCAGUGAAGGGCGUGCUGUUGGGGUACGAGGAUCGUUCUACUCCUUGUCUUCACCUUCUGCGCCAUGAUACAAUCUCUAGAGGAGGUUUGCCAUGGUAUGGAAGGAAAGAGAGAGGGCAGAAGAUGGCCUGCGUUUGAGGAUCGUGGUUGUCGAUGGCAUUGACUGUACAGAUUCAGAUUGGGCUGGAUGCUCGCGACAGUGUCUCUUUCCUUUCUAGCUGAGCUAUUGAGAAAUUGUCAAUCAUAUAUGCUUUUUAAUAACCA